This is a messenger RNA of Chilo suppressalis (striped riceborer), 7387 nucleotides long. NCBI's taxonomy places the organism in Eukaryota, Metazoa, Arthropoda, Insecta, Lepidoptera, Crambidae. The record is from the annotation of a GenBank genome assembly.
CAUCCAUAAGGAAGGCCUGUGCCUCAGCAGUGGGGACAUUAAUAGGGUGGUGAUGAUUAUAGAUUAAAUCAAUAUACUUUAGACAGACCUGAAAGAAUUAAAAAAACAAGGUUUUGCAUGUGAUGUUAUAAUCCCGAAUUAAAGUGUAAACAUUGUCUUAGAGAGUGGUGAUACAUCAGUGAUAUAUAGGUUUGAAAACACAAAGUGGAAGUGAACUUAGAUCGUAAAACCUAAUCUAAAAAGUUGUGAAAAAGUGAACUCUAUGCAUCUGUGAUUAUUCAUUGGAGACAUGGUGUUACCAGCAGGAAGAACCAUGGAUCGAGGAGGUUAUGCAGCAGAAGGGGCCGGUGGUGCCUCAUAAUAUUAAACUACAACAACCACACAGCGCAAGCUCGCAGCAGCUCCGUAGCAGGGCUUUUUCAGCUAAUUUCUUCAAGGCCACAUUCAGCUCGCGGAGCAAGGCGGUACCAUCCGCCAGUUCUACGUACGAAGUCGUUGAAACCACCAAAAUAGGCAGCGCGGAGACUAAACCUAUAACUAGAAACAGGCCUAGGACAGUCACUCAAACGGACCCCACGGCAAGGAUCAAGCUAAAACGAACAGACCCCAACAAACCGUUACCAAAACGACCUGAUAAAAUACUGUUAAACCCAAGAAAACCAGAGAGGAAAGCAUUACCAACUACUCCUGCUGAACCAAAAACUCCUACAACACCUAAAGAUACCAAAAAUGACCUGAAGAGUCCAAAGGUGGUAUUGCAAAUUGUGAAAAAGUCACACGCACCGCCCACGCCGGACAAGGCUAGUAUUUUGCCGCCAUCUUUGAAACCAAAAGUCGUUGAAGAAAAAUUCAAAUUGACAAAAAUCAUAAACAACAAUGAUGUUUGGACAAACGCUAAUGAAACUAAGCAUGUGGAGAAGAAAGCAUCGAUUUUAUCAGUGAGAGGGCCGAGUAGUCAGGGGAAACAGGAAGGCACAUUAAAGGGUGCUCCCUCAGUCUCCAGCCUCGAUUCGAAACACCAUAAAGUUGCACCGGCGAGAGAUAAGUCGCUUAAGAUAUUCGGAUCUAAAGAGAAAUUGCACAAAGCCCAUAAGAAGAAAGACCUGGGUAAUAAUAAUGCGGUGUUGGAAGAUCCGGAGUUAAGGGAAGGCUUGGAGUAUGAGGAUGGACAGAGGGAUUAUGGCAGCGCCGACGAGCUCUCGGUAGGUGAGAGGGGCUCCCAGGAGUGUAUCAGUUUGCCAGUCAUCCUUAAUGCUGAACACAUGCCCGAAUUCCAGGAGGUGGAGCUCAGGCCUCGGGUACCAUCGGAGGCGUCAUUGUCAUCGGGGGUUCGGGAGAUUGAAACGCUGAGGAGAGAGCUUGAAGCCAGCACAAUGGAGAGGGCACAGCUGCAAUCCCGGGUUGAUGAGCUGCUGGAGCGAGCUGCAGAAGCUGACAGGCUGCAGGCUGAGCUGGAACGAAUCAAGACAUUGGAGGCAGAGCGGGUGGCUGCGCUGGAACGUUUGGCGGACGAGAACGGCGCGUUGCGCGCGCGGCUUCGAGGCGUCGCGCACUCGCCGCUCUCCGACAGCGAGAAGCGGCAGCUGCUGCUCGCGCCCGCGCCGCGCCGCAUGCACUCCUCCGCGCCCGCCUCCAUCGCGCUCGCGCACAACGGCGAGGGUGAGAGCUGUGAAGCCGGUACCCCGGAAUGGGACAAGCACUCGUCGUCGCUGAGCGAGGUGUCGGUGGCGUGCCUGCAGGACCGCAUCCUGCAGAUGGAGGAGCACCAUUACAGCACGAGCGAAGAACUGCAAGCCACACUGGCAGAGCUGGCAGAAUUACAAUCGCAAUUGGCAGACGCUCACGCUGACAUGGAGCGCCUCACUGAUGAGAAGCAGGUGCUCCUAGAGUCAUUGUGCCGACAGACUGAGAAGUUGGAAGACAGUCGGACCAAGGUGGAUACGUUACAAGAGCUACUACUCCGAGAGGGCGUUGAACCCGAAACCUUGGUGUCGGGGGACAUAGACCAGCAACUCCUCGCAGUACUCAAGCUGUCACAAGAGGAAAGGCGCCAUUUACUGACGAAGUUAGAGCAACUGGAGGCAGAGCUGAACGAAACCAAGACAACGCUAGACGAAAAAACCAAAGAAAACGAGUCGCUGACUGAGAGGAUCAGAUCCCUAGAGAGUAGCGUGGAAAGGCUGGAGACAGAGAGAUCGCAGCUACAACAAGAAGCAGAGAACGCAAGAGAAGUGUCUUCAGCGAGGCAGCAUCAACUCACUACACUCUCCGGACUGCUCGACGCUGCUAAGGCAAAGUUGGAAGAGCGUCAGGGCGUAGCUGAGGGCGCGGCCGAGGCAGAGGCGGCGGCCGCGUUGGCCCGGCGCGAGGCCGACGCCGCCUCGGCGCGAGCGCUCGCCCUCGCCGACCGCCUCGCGCACGCGCAGCGGCAACUCGACCGCGCGCACUCCGACGCGCGCAAGCUGCACGACGACGCGCUGGUGUCUCGCAACAACGCUAAAUCGACCAUAUCCGAGCUAGAAUUUCAACUAGAGCAACUUCGGCAGGAGAAAUCUGCGUUGCAGGGCGAGAUCAAAACUCUACAAGACAACGUUUCCGAGAUGCAGAUACAGGUACAAGUGACAUCAGACGAGAAAUUAACACUGAUGACGCGCGCGGGUGAAGCUUUAGCGCGUGCAGCCGACGCCGAGAGACAGUUGCAAGAUGCGCGUACGAGGAACGCGCAAUUAACACGCGACAGGGAAAGAGAUGAAGCGGAAUGGAAGCAGUUCCAAAGCGAUCUUCUGAUGACGGUCCGCGUCGCCAACGAUUUCAAGACGGAGGCGCAACGAGAACUGGAACGACUCGUUUCUGAGAACAAGAUCGCGAGGGACCGCAUCAGGCUGCUAGAAGACCAAAUCCAUUCAAUGAAAGGUCUUAACAAGUCUCAAUCUGUGGAUAGCGUAACCAACUUUUCUGAUGACGACAAAAGGCUAUCGAAGGAAUCUCUCCAGUCUGACUCUCAGAGCGACAGUUCAUCGAUUGACAUUUUUAAAAACAUUAGAACAAGGUACAUGUCUCGAGUUCACAGCGUGUCUGAAUCUCCUAGAAAAGAUACGAGUAUUAUUGACCAAGCAUUUUACAGACUCAGCUUACCGGAAAUAAAAAGCGAUCUAAACGAUAUCCUGCCGCAACCUUUCAAGUUGGAAAUCGACAAUGUAACGACAGACGAAACGAACGACGACGAUACCCACAAAAGUAUAUCGCCUGACAAUACAGAAGAACUAAACGGUAAAAUAUUGGCCGAAGCUGUUCUACCUCCUUUUGAAGCCAAAGGUAUAAAGAGGCAAGAGGCUCUCGACUUUAUUAAAGAUAAAGUUGUUAGGCAAGAUGCCUUAGAAGAAAUGGAUCAUUCUUCAUUAGAAGAACAAGAAAAUUGUCAAUCAGAUCUGAAUAGUAACAGUAAUAAUUUUACACCAGAAUCCGUACAACCAGUAAAUCCGUCCAGUGAUAUAAUUGAAAUAAAAGAUAAAAAUAUUUCUAAUUUAUUGCAUGGCAAACCUAAAUCAUUUAGCAUGGAAAACUUAAAUACAAAUAGUGAGUAUCGGGAUGCUUUGCAGGAGGCUACUAGUAUAGAAUUUUUGGGGCCUAAUAGUAAUUAUAGUGAUUUUUCUUCAAACAUCGAAAACGUUUCAAAUAGCAUUCCAAAACAGAGUAAAAUAUCAACUUUCAAAAAUGUACCAUUAACAAAUGCAGAAAAAAGUUCAAAAUGUUUUUCUGUAAAUGAUUUGAUACCUAAUACCAAACCUAUACCAGUUGUGAAGGCUGAGUCUAUUUUACCAUAUCCUUAUCCAAAUGAUAAAAAUCCUUCUUUUGAAAUAGACUCAACUAAAGCUGAUAAAACGAAUGCCAUUCCAGUAAUACCACUAGAAUCAAACAUUGAACAUGACAUUAAAAAGGUAAAUGAAGAGUUGACGUCAAGUUUCAAAGCAGCUAUAGAGAGGAUAUCUGCAAGCAGUAACCAUAAAUUACCUCUCUCUAAUUCUAUGGAUGAAAUAAAUAAAGUGACUGAAAAUGAUAAUGUUAAUAAAAUAGAAGAAAAAAAUGUUCCAUAUCCACAGCUCUCUUCAAUUAAAAUAGGUACAGAAGACAAGGAAACACCAAUGAAAGAAAGAACCGAUGAUAGUAGUGUUAUAACAAAGGUUGAUUCUGAUCUGGAACCUGCAACUAGAGUUGAUAAUCCGGUACAAGAUAAACCAAAAAUAAAAGCGGUAAUUCCAAAAAUAGAAAUAAGCGAAAAUUUUGUUUCUGAUAGUGCAGGGCACUCAGAAAAUAUCAGCAAUACCGAACUCUUGAACAGUUCAAGCCAAAAAGAGAAAGACCCUGAAAUUAUUGAUGAGGAUGUGAGUUAUCAUUUAAAAAUAAAUUCUAUGGAUGAAAUUCCUUCUCCAGCUGUAUCUCAAGUAGUAGCAUUACCACUUAAUGUAUCAAAUCACGGCAAUAGCAGAUUAAAAACUCGGUUAAAAACUUUCGUAACACCAAUCAAUAUAGUUAAUGGAGCAAUUGAUCGCACCUCGCCUAUAAUAAUUAGUCCAGUUUUAAUUCAACCUAUUUUUUUCAAACCACAACAACAACAACCAGCAUUUGAAAUAAAAGAAGUAAAAGAAGCUAAAAAAAGUACAGUUUAUUAUGAUGACAUGGACAAAGUCGUAGUCGAAGAUAAAAAAUUACAAUCUGCUAAGUCGCCAAACCAACUAGGUUUACACAAAGUAGAUGAAGAUAGAACUGGAACAUUUGAAAAGAGAGGUAUAUAUCAGAAAAAUACUAGAUCAAAACAACUACCAUUCUUGUCAUGGAAAACAUUUGGUGCUGGUUAUAAUACAGUAGAAUCCAAAUCACCUUCUCCUGUCAAAUUGGGACCAAACUUACCAGAAGCGCCGAAACCAGGUGUUAUCAAACUAACAAAAACUCCGGAGUGGUUAAUUGAUAAUCAAUACUAUCAGCCAAUGGAUAACGUCCCAUUUUUCAUUAAUACAACUCAGCAGUUUCCAAAACCUAAAGUAGAAGUCGAACACAGAGUUAAAGAUUCACCCAAAAUCAACACUAAUCCUUUUCUACCGUUGAUCAAUACAAGAAGAAGGGAUUCUGAACAAGAACACUACUACGAAGAGAUAGGGCAACCGAUCUUACCUUUGACUCCAGUAGAGAAAAACAUAGCUGACGAUGAUAAGAUUUUUAAAAGCACUGCUGAAGAAUUCGCGUCUGUGCCUCGGGAAGAAAUACUUAAAGUACCAAGACGUCCUAAAAGACCGAAAAGGGAAUCGUUGCAGUCUGAAAACUUAUUUGAUCAAGGCAAAGAUGAUACAGUUCCAAUUACAAAAGAACUCUCCAGUAUAACUAAAUCAGUCAUAUCUCUCUCCCGAACGCCUAGCGCGAAACAGUUCGACAAUAAACCUAGUGGAUCUAUAGGGGAAAUCGUUCAGAACUUGGAAAAGAAACCUCCUCAGCCCGAGCCGCGAAGCAAUCCCGAUACUCCGAGCAGAAAGUAUUCAUUGCAAAACCAGAAAGCUCCAAGUGUUGAGACAAACACCGGGUCCUGGCCUCGGGGGCCAAAGCCUUACUGGAAGACGCUCGAGCACAAAAGGCUGUCGCACCCGAUCAGGUCACUAAACGAUCCACUGCCUCCGAGACCGCUACCAAUGCCCCCUCGCAGCGAAGAGACCCCGCCGCCCCCGCCACUUCUCACCAGCGCUUCACUCCAGGACAUAAUGGCAUCGGCUGCAUCACACCGGCGCACCAAAGGUGUGAGCCGCCAGGAUUCCCGAUUGUCUGUAAAGUCCUUGAUUGAAAGCAUAGAGAACGCUGCCAAGGCGGCUAAGCAGUCGCCCGCCACCACUCCUGUUGGAGAAUGGCCACAGCAAACAACAGUGGCUGUCACCACCGCCAACAAUAUGAAGAAUGGUCUAUCGGAGAACCAGCAGACGUCAAAUGGUCUAAACAACGGGAACUAUGCCGCCAAACCACCCGCCUCCAGAUCCGCCAGAGCCUCGCCUAGCAACAACGACGCGGCGCCGGCGCCGGCGGGCGGCGCCAACAUCCCCGACGAGCAGCGCGCGCUCGCAACGCUGCAGCAGAAGGCGAUCGAAUCCUUCGUGCGCCGCAACAGCUACGGCGAUAUAUGUGAAAGAAAGGAUCCAUUGAACGCGUUGCAAGUGAAAAAUGGCGGGUCGAAGAGAAACGCGCUACUCAAGUGGUGCCAACAAAAGACUCAUGGAUACAACAACAUUGAUAUUACAAAUUUCAGUUCAUCAUGGAACGACGGCAUGGCGUUAUGCGCCCUCCUGCACUCGUACCUCGGCGACGCGCGGGUGCCGUACGGCACGCUGUCGCCGCACGACAAACGCACCAACUUCUCUGUCGCCUUCGCCGCCGCAGAGUCCGUGGGGAUACCUACCACUUUGAACAUCCAAGACAUGAUCCAACAGGAACGUCCGGACUGGCAGCAAGUAAUGGCUUACGUGACCAGCAUUUACAAACAUUUCGAAACUUGAACCUCUUUCAGGUUAUAUUUAAUACCAAUCUAAAAUCAAUAUAAUCACUGAAAAGUUAAGCUCGUAAUACGUAUCGCUUUAACGUAGCAGGAUUUUAUUAAAUACGUAGAAAACUUUAUACAUAUUUCAUGUCAUAUUUAUAUUGCUUGGUUGCUUCGCCAGCCAUCCUAAUAAAAUGCAUUUGUAAUUUGAAGUCAGAAUUGUGAUUCCUUGAAACAAAGACUUGAUGAAAAAUAAAUGGAUAAGAAAGUCAUUGAAUGAUACAAAAAAUAAAUGUGAAAGAAAGAGAGGACACUAACUUUGUAGCAUUUUACAAGGUCAGAAAUUAAGCACAGUAACCAAUAGAAGAAAUAUUUUUCAUUCUUUUUCUAAUAUAUUCUUCUUCCAAUUUACUCUAAAUAAACUGUGACUGAACAUUACUAAUUCCGACCCCAGCGGUUCGAAUUAAAGUGCAACAUAAAUAUUAACCACAUUAAACUUAACGUGGGGUCUUUCGAUAUAAAUGUUUAGAAACUAUGUUCAAUUUUAAAAUCUUCAUCUAAAUUUCCAAAUAGGGUAUUUGACAGUAUUAAAAAUAAAGUGCCAAUUGUUAGCAUCUGUGUUUAGAAUGAAUAUUGGCAGGGGUUUAUACUAUUUUUACAAAAGAAAUAUUCAUAAUUUUGCUAAAAUAAAAACCCACGAAAAAGAUAAGUUUUCUUAUCUAUUGUCACGUGACCCAAAACGCUUGGGAUUGGCGGAGCCUAAAAUGACGUCACUCGCAAGUAAACUUCAGGUUAAAGUGACAUUACAUUGUAUCGUUUGACGUUUUGAUAACAGUCGUGUGACGUCACACACUAGUAAGACGCCAUAUUUUCCAG